Beta vulgaris subsp. vulgaris (sugar beet) is the source of this 1575-nucleotide messenger RNA. Its product is annotated as actin-7. Lineage: Eukaryota; Viridiplantae; Streptophyta; Magnoliopsida; Caryophyllales; Amaranthaceae. The transcript has 5 exons. The record is from RefSeq and is a predicted model, not a curated record. Bases 172 to 1305 code for a protein of 377 amino acids.
CUUCCUCUCCUCAACAUAAUAAAGGAUAGCAAGUCACACAUUCAAUCGCCUCUCUCUCCUACUACUACUACUUCUCAUUUCUUUCUCUCUCAUUUUCUCUCUCUUUCUCUCUCUUCAUUCUCUCUCCUCUCGCAGCCUCAAGCUCUCUUCGUUCUUUAAGUAUAAACCGAGAUGGCUGAUGCAGAGGAGAUUCAACCCCUUGUCUGUGACAAUGGAACUGGUAUGGUCAAGGCUGGAUUUGCCGGAGAUGAUGCUCCAAGGGCUGUCUUCCCAAGUAUUGUUGGUCGUCCCAGACACACUGGUGUCAUGGUUGGUAUGGGACAGAAGGACGCAUAUGUUGGAGAUGAAGCACAAUCUAAGAGAGGUAUUUUGACCUUGAAGUACCCAAUUGAGCACGGUAUUGUGAGCAACUGGGAUGACAUGGAAAAGAUUUGGCAUCAUACCUUCUACAACGAACUUCGUGUCGCCCCUGAGGAGCAUCCAGUUUUGCUCACUGAGGCACCAUUGAACCCUAAGGCUAACAGAGAGAAGAUGACCCAGAUCAUGUUUGAGACCUUCAAUGUGCCUGCUAUGUAUGUUGCCAUCCAGGCCGUUCUUUCUCUGUACGCUAGUGGACGUACCACAGGUAUUGUGCUUGACUCUGGUGAUGGUGUUAGUCACACUGUUCCAAUUUACGAGGGUUAUGCCCUUCCCCACGCCAUUCUCCGUUUGGAUCUUGCUGGUCGUGAUCUCACUGAUUAUCUCAUGAAGAUCCUUACCGAAAGAGGUUACAUGUUCACCACAUCAGCCGAACGGGAAAUUGUCCGUGAUAUUAAGGAGAAGCUAGCAUACGUCGCGCUUGACUUUGAGCAAGAAUCAGAGACUGCUAAGAGCAGCUCUGCCAUUGAGAAGAACUAUGAGCUUCCUGAUGGUCAAGUUAUUACCAUUGGAGCUGAGAGAUUCCGUUGCCCAGAGGUCCUCUUCCAGCCCUCAUUGAUCGGUAUGGAAGCUGCUGGUAUCCACGAGACAACCUACAACUCCAUCAUGAAGUGUGAUGUCGAUAUCAGGAAGGACCUUUACGGUAACAUCGUGCUCAGUGGUGGUACAACAAUGUUCCCUGGUAUUGCUGACCGUAUGAGCAAGGAAAUUACAGCUCUUGCUCCUAGCAGCAUGAAGAUCAAGGUCGUUGCACCACCCGAGAGGAAGUACAGUGUCUGGAUAGGAGGGUCUAUCCUUGCAUCUCUCAGCACCUUCCAACAGAUGUGGAUCUCCAAGGGCGAGUACGAUGAGUCUGGUCCAUCAAUCGUCCACAGAAAGUGCUUCUAAGCUAAGUUUUGAGAUUUGUAGUCCUUCAUAGUCUCCUGUUGUCUCUUUGUUUUUCUUUCAGUUUGGUCAAAAAAACUUAGUGUGGUGUAUGAUUUGAUUUGAUUUGGAUGAGAGAGAUGGAAAGGGUUUAGGAGCUUGUGGUUUUUUUUGGGACCAGAGCUUGGAAUUUCUAUUUGUUUGUUGUAACUAUUUUUCGGGCAUUAUGGCAUGUAAUCUAUGCGGAUUGCAGAAUGAUGUUUAAAUGCUAUACUCUACUAUUUUGCUGAGUCA